UGCGCUGUUUGCGCCGCUCUCCCACUUCUGCAGGACUUUUUCGUCUGAUUUUAUUUUCCGAGAAAGAAGCAGAGGAGAAUGUCCACGGGUGAUGAUGAUUCAGUGGAAACUAAAGUUUGUGUCACGUGCAGCACCGACUCCGAGCGCGAGCUCCUGCUACGUUUCUCCGUCUGAACGCUCCUGAACGCGGACAGCGGGCUUUGUGCAGCCUCAAGUCCUUCCUCUUCCGCGCCUGGCAGCACCCAACCUGUCCACAGGGCUCCCCGACACCGACUCCUCUCUGGCCCCCGUCAUGGAUGUGUUCAAGAGCCGACUUUUGGGAAUUUCCGUGGCCGUGGCGCACGGCGUGUUCUCGGGCUCCCUGAACAUCCUGCUGAAGUUCCUCAUCAGUAAUUAUCACUUCGGCUUCCUCACGCUUAUACAGUUUCUGACCAGCAGCACCGCAAUGCUCACCCUGGAGACCCUCAGGCGGCUGGGGAAGGUCGAGAUCCCCCCGUUCAGCCUGCAGCUCGCCAAGGAGUUUGCCUCAGUGUGUAUCCUCUCCACGCUGCAGUCCACGCUCACGCUGUGGUCUCUGCGCGGCCUCAGCCUGCCCAUGUACGUCGUGUUCAAGCGCUGCCUGCCACUCUUCACGCUCAGCAUUGGCGUGUGCGUGCUCAGGAACGGCGUGCCGUCUGUCGGGGUGGUGACCGCUGUGCUCAUCACCACCGGGGGAGCUGCGCUAGCUGGUGCCGGUGAUCUCACAGGUGAUCCCUUUGGUUACGUCACCGGUGUUUUAGCCGUCAUCAUCCAUGCCUCCUACUUGGUUCUGAUCCAGAAAACCAGUCUGGACAGCGAGUAUGGACCGCUUACCGCACAGUACGCCAUCGCCAUCAUGGCCUCACCGGUGCUGCUGGUGUGCUCCUUCAUUUCUAUGGAUGCCAUCAACAUUUGGUCAUACAAGGGCUGGACGGACCCUCACAUCACGGUCAUCUUCAUCUUCUGCAUCUUCAUUGGCUGUGCCAUGAACUUCACCACGCUGCACUGCACCUACAUCAACUCGGCUGUCACCACCAGCUUCGUUGGUGUGGUCAAGAGCAUCGCCACCAUCACCGUCGGUAUGUUGGCCUUCAGUGACGUUGCACCCACCAGUCUUUUCAUUGGCGGUGUGGUGGUGAACACCAUCGGCUCCAUCACCUACUGUGUGGUUAAAUACUACGAGACAAAGAAGAAGAGCUCGUACGAGGACCUGGAGGUGGCGGGAAAGGACAACGGGCUGCCGGGCAAGCCUUACAGAGAGAAACCUCCGCUGGACGGGAGCGGUCCCACUACAGGAUCUGACCCAGAGCAGCCAGAGACAGAAGGAGUGCCGAGCAGUGACGACAAGGAGGAGGCAGCAGCCACGGCCCAUUUGGCUAACGGACAGUUGCGGACGGGAGAAGGUGAGAAAGGUGUCAAUUCUCAUGUCAUGACAGAAAAAGAGGCACUGGAGAUGCAGAGGGAGCACCUCCACAAAGAGAACACCACUGCUGCCACGUCACUCAGUGAUAGCUAUGUCGGAGUGUGGAGGUCCAUCAGACAUCUGCAGUUCCUAAAGAAAGACCCCUUGAUCGAAAACAUGGAGCAGCAAAGUCCGUGAGGGUGGGACUAAGAGCCGAACUAAAAAAAAAAAAAGGAAAUUAAUAAAACGUCAAGGAAACCAGAGAAGAAGAAAAUGACUGAACCUCUACUGUAUGUACGCCAGGAACCUCUUAGUGCUUACUGAAUGCUCGUUGGUCGUGUUCACUGCUGUUGCUUCAAUUACCUCGACGAGAUCUUUUGUGCCAAAAACUCUGUUUCAUCACACAGAAGUCUGAGUGCUUUAUUUCUUUGUUGUUUAUGAGUGAUGGAGAAAAGUGGAUGAAGAGCUUUGGGCAGAGCUGCCCGUCAGUGAUAAAUCCUGCCUCUCGUGUCCCUCGGCUCAGCGGUGGGGUGGUUGGGGCUAGGCAGCGUGAUGUGGAUUGCGUCUCCAGCUUGCAGAACAAGAGCAAGCCUUGUAGAAAAAGAGUGCAUCUUGUGCAAACUUGAAAAUCACACCCAUCAGGGAGGAGCUGAACACAACUAAAGGUUUCUGUUUUGUGCUUUGAUCUUGUUUCUGAUUGGCUGUGGGCAUGCGAGCGACUCUAUGGCUGUAAUCACUCCGGGUUUCUUUGAGUUCGUCCAGCUCAAACUCUGCAGGUCUACGGUCACAUUUUACUGCUGGUUUCCUGUUUCUGUGUUUACUUUAGCAACAUUAAGUGAAAUAAUAAUCCUGUCAUUUCACGCUCCGCUUCUGUCUCAUUUUCUUUUCUGUGUCUUUUCCUUAAUUUUAUAUAUGCGUUGUUCUUCUACUGGUGGAUGUUCACAGAAAACGGCCAAAGUUUCAGAACUAAUGUUGGUGUAUGUAAAGGUGAUCUCUGUGAGAGGAGAGCUCAGACUUCAGAACUUUUUUUUCUAUCCUUGGAUCUUUAUGAUGUCAGUGAGCGCAGAUAUUCCUUGUAUGGUCAUCUCAGCCUUUCAGUUCAGGCGUUGAGCACAGAAGCCCAACUAGCUAUGCUUAUGCAUUUAACGACAGGGACAGAGAGAGAGAACUAAAAACACUCCAAUAGCUUCUUUAAACAGGAUCAACUGAAAAACUGCACCAUGGCCCAAAAGGAAACACAAGAGCAUAAUGGCCGUUUUAAACACUUGUAUUUAUUUUUCAUUUUAUGCUUUUUUUUGUCAGCUAGGUACAUUAAAAAAGGUUUCUUUUUGCUUUAUAUAUUAUAAAACAAGAUGUUUUCAAAUACAAGUAAUUACAAGUUUACACAGUAUGAAUACAAUUAAAUACAGCUGCAAAAAAUGAGACAUUAUAAUUUGAAGCCUUAUAGUUCUGAUUUCCACUUAUUUCACUUUUGAGUCCUUCUUCAGUGACACAAUGAUUUUAAGUUCUGGUUGCACUAAACAAGCUUUGUGAAGUUCUCAUUGUUUCCAGAAUUUUUAUUUGACGUUUCAAAGUCCGCUGGAGAAAUAAUUAAAAUAAUUUUAAUGUUGAUUUCAGUUCAUGUCGAGGCUUGAUGUAAUUAUGGACUGUGAUUCAGGUAGCACGCACCACACAGCAUAACGUGCUUAAGUGAAAGUACCUUUUCUUCACUUGUCAUCACACCAGUGUUAUUACAAUGACUGGACCGAGCAAGGAUGUUCUUCAGGCUAGCUUAAGAAGGCUUUUUCCCAGAGAUGUAUCUAAGACUAUCUAAGACUUAUUUAUGAGGCUUUUUGUGCCAUUUGACUAUGACUGGGUGCAGGGUCGGGUGGCUUUAAUAUUGAUGUCUCUUCUUCAUCCAUAAGGAAGUUUAUUUACCAGCAGAGUAGAAUGAAAAUGAGCAGUUCAGUACACCUAACAAUCUGAGAUUGAUCAUCUUGACAGAACACCUGUAAUUUGAUGACAGCACUUAGUUUUACUGUGGCGCUUCCCCUGAAAAGCGUCUUGGCUCCACAGAUCGCACUGUGAAUACUUUUUUAUUAUUUCUACCUCCAGUAGAAAUUCGUGCCCACGGGGAGGUCUGUGCAGAGGCAUCUGGCACAAAGAAGCCUCCAGUGGCUUUUGUGAUAUGCAUAUGAAUCCCUUAACGCACACCUUGCUGGAGAUUAUUUCAUUCUUCAAGCCUUCCUAAUAUGUUAUUUUGGGACGGGAUUACAAAUGGCUCGGGAAAAGAUUUGUAGGAGGUGUAAGAAAACGUGGCUUCAUGAUUAACUGUUGUUCGCCAGAUUGGCGUGAUUGGAUUUGAAGAGAAUACUGGUUACAAAGAAUUUAAUAUAAUCUGCUUUAAAAACACAAACUGUUCCUCUGACAGCCUCAAUAACAUCAUGGGAGCUAGAGAGAAACAGUGACAUGUGCCCCACAGUGUCUGCGUGUGGG
Maylandia zebra (zebra mbuna) is the source of this 3895-nucleotide messenger RNA. RefSeq names its product solute carrier family 35 member D3 (gene slc35d3). The record is from RefSeq and is a predicted model, not a curated record. Lineage: Eukaryota; Metazoa; Chordata; Actinopteri; Cichliformes; Cichlidae.